AUGAAGGGGCUUGUUUACGGGCUGUUGGCAUAUUAUGGGGAGCUAGAGACACUCCCUCCCUUUCCCUUUCUGUUGCAUACUGCUUACUCGGUUUUCUUGGGUCAGGGGUCUAAUAAUUUUGCUGAGUUGCGUAGUUUGUUGGAAGGGGUUAGGAGGUGCCAUCAGCUGGGCUUUCGUCGGGUUGAGAUUGAGGUUGAUUCCCAAUUGCUGGUUCGCUGGUGUACUAAGGGUGAAUGUAAUAUUUGGUACCUAGAAGAUUUUUGGGAGGAAUUGUGGGGUCUAUUGGGCAGUAUGGAGUUUCGCAUGCAACAUGUUUUUCGUGAAGGUAAUGUAGUCGUCGAUUUUCUAGCCAAAAGGGGAGCUGGGGGUUUAAAUAGGGAUUGGUCUGUUAAUGAUUCCUUACCCGAUCAGCUCCGUGGUUUGCUUCGUAUGGACAGAAUUGGUCUCCCCUACUUGCGCAUCUCGUAG
This is a messenger RNA of Carya illinoinensis, 468 nucleotides long. RefSeq lists its product as uncharacterized. Bases 1 to 468 code for a protein of 155 amino acids. Gene Ontology annotation, molecular function: RNA-DNA hybrid ribonuclease activity; nucleic acid binding. The record is from RefSeq and is a predicted model, not a curated record. Lineage: Eukaryota; Viridiplantae; Streptophyta; Magnoliopsida; Fagales; Juglandaceae. The transcript has 2 exons.